GACGGACAACUCAUUGCAGUGCACGCGACGAUAUGGACAAGGCCUCGGCCAACUCAGUGAUAUCGCAUAGAAUGUGCAUGAAAAUGUCGCAGCUGUUAAUACUUGCCCGAUAUGGAAGGUGGGCGGUUGGAUAAGACACCUCGGCCUUAGCCUGACCACUAUUUUGGGAUUAUCAGCCAUAUGCUGACUCUCUAACCAGGAGACUACUGACCCAACCGACGCAAAGCUUUGAACAACAACAAGGUAAUUGACGUCGCAGUCUAACAUCACAAAGAUGACACCUACGAAACCGAGAACGAUUGAUCUAAAAGGAACACCACGACAGAUCGGUGUCCAGCAUGGCAGCCUCUUGUCCACAGAGAUCAAACGUCAAAUCGAGGUGUACAGCGCCAUGUUCGAAAUCACAUCGAAAAUGUCGUGGGACGCCGUCCUCGAACUCGCCGAGGAAUUCAGCGCAACCAUCAACAAGCUGACGCCAGACAUUCACGAAGAAAUGCAAGGCAUUGCCGAAGGCGCCGGCGUCGACAUUCUCGAUAUCGUCGCAUUGAAUUGCCGCAGUGAAAUUGCCCUUGGAAACUUCUCGGACGGAUGCACGAGUCUGGCUUGGAAUACGGCACCGGAUGUAGAGGGCGUCGUGCUGGCCCAGAAUUGGGACUGGACCAACCGAGUCAAGCAAAACCUGGUCAUGAUAUCCAUCGAGCAAGCUGGUAAGCCCAAGAUACACAUGAUCACAGAGUCAGGCAUUGUCGGCAAGAUCGGCUUCAACUCCGCGGCGGUAGGUGUAUGUCUGAACGCCAUCCGUGCCCGUCCACUGCCCAUCCACAUCGCUCUCCGGGUCUGCCUCGAGAGCACAUCCGUCGACGGGGCUAUUCGCCGUCUGCAAACACUCGGAGGCGUGGCGUCGAGUCAGCACAUACUUAUCGCCGACCGGCACAAGGCAAUUGGCAUGGAACUAUCGCCGCUGGGCGAUGUGUUCCUUCCUGAGGAACGGGGACUUGUCACGCACUCGAACCAUUUCAUCACGAACAAACACGUCGACGAACCGCCGUGGCUGGCAGGAUCGCCUGUGCGUCUCCAGCGCAUUCGCCAAUUGACGGCGAAGAUGAUGGACGAGGGAGUCUCCGGAAGCAUGGUUCAAGGAUCUUUACUCCGCGAAAGGGUCUUCUCCGACACUUUCAAUGCGCCUCAGGCGAUUUGCUGCCAGGAGGAUCCCACCCGACCAAUUGAGACGCGCAGCAGCACGCUUUUCAACAUCAUAAUGUCCCUGAACGACAAACCAUCUGCAGAAGUUGUAUGGGGGAAGCCCAGAUCCAGGGAAGAAGGAGAGGUGCUAACAAUGCCGUGGUAG
Molecule: messenger RNA, 1348 nt
Organism: Exophiala viscosa
Lineage: Eukaryota; Fungi; Ascomycota; Eurotiomycetes; Chaetothyriales; Herpotrichiellaceae
Product: acyl-coenzyme A:6-aminopenicillanic acid acyl-transferase-domain-containing protein
Exons: 4
Coding region: 275-1348 (357 amino acids)
Source: RefSeq, a predicted model, not a curated record